CUCCUGUUCAGUAGUGCUUUACAUAGUUCAUCAAGAAGCAUAUCGGUUAAAGUAAUGUAGGGAGAAAUGGUGUCUGUGGAGGAACCUAGAAGGAUCACCACAGAACUGCGAAAAGAAAAGUCGCGAGAUGCAGCGAGAUCUCGGCGAAGCAAGGAAACAGAGGUUUUUUAUGAACUGGCUCACACACUUCCCCUCCCUCGAGGGGUCAGCUCCCACCUGGACAAAGCCUCCAUCAUGAGGCUAACAAUCAGUUACCUAAGACUGAAUAGUCUCAUUGCAUCAGAGAAACUGAAAGAGAAGUUAGAACAAGAUGAGCAGACAGAUAACUUUUUUAUGAAAGCCCUCGAUGGGUUUCUCAUGGUUCUUACAGAAGAAGGAGACAUGAUGUAUCUGUCAGAGAAUGUGAACAAGCAUUUGGGCCUGGCUCAGCUGGAGUUGAUUGGACACAGCAUUUUUGAUUUCAUUCACCCAUGUGACCAGGAUGAGUUAAAAGACUUGCUGACUUUCAGACAAGCUGAUUCCAAGAAGAAGACUAAGGAGGCCUGCAAUGAGCGCACUUUCUUCACACGAAUGAAGAAUACCUUGACAAGCCGUGGACGCACUGUCAACCUGAAGUCUGCUACAUGGAAAGUCCUUCGAUGCUCAGGACACCUCCAUUCUUUUACAUGUAAGGAGGAAACGGAAACUGGGUAUUCAGAACAGCCCAUGAACUGCUUGGUAAUGAUUUGCGAGCCCAUCCCUCAUCCAUCAAAUAUUGAGUUUCCGUUGGACAGUAGAACAUUUGUGAGCCACUGCAGCAUGGACAUGAAGUUCACAUAUUGUGAUGAGAGAGUUAAUGUGCUGGCAGGAUACCAUCCUGAUGACCUGAUUGGCUGUUCGGCGUUUGAAUACUUCCAUGCUCUAGAUUCUGACUCCCUUUCCAGGUGCAUCCAUACCUUGUUGAGCAAAGGACAGGUCUCUACAGGACAGUACAGAUUCCUUGCCAAGAAUGGUGGCUUUGUAUGGAUGCAGACUCAAGCUACAGUCAUGUUUAAUGCCAAGAACUCUCAACCUGAAAGUAUUAUUUGUAUCAACUUUGUCCUCAGCAAUGUUGAAGAGAGUGACUAUAUAUUCUCAUUGGAGCAGACAGAACAUAAGACAAAUGGCAAGGCUAUAGAUACCAAGGCAAACUCGUCAGACGAAGGUGGUGAUCUCAGGUCCCAUCUGAACAGGAGCACAGAGGACCUUUCCCAGCUGGCAGCAUCACCUGAAGAGGCCAUUGUUCCACUUGACUUAAGCAUGCCAGGAGUCAAGGAGAAUAGAGUGUUUGCCUUUUUGAAUCCUUCAAACAUAAAGGAUGAAGAACUGCUGCGUACCCCAGAGAAGUACUGUAGUCCUGACCUCAAGAAGCUGCUGUCACCAAUAUUCGAUAGUCCAAAGUCGAAGAUGGUGUCAGUCAAAUAUGAAAAAGAAAAUAAGCCAGAUGAUGAACCAAAGAGCCCAGCACAGUCAGUGGUGAAUGGUGGAGAUGAGUUCCUACAACAACUGGAAAAUGUGCGUCGAUUCUUUGCAGUCAGUGAAGAAGCACAUAAGCUGGGUGCAGCUGUGGAGGAUGGUGAUCUUGAUUUGGAAAUGCUAGCUCCAUACAUCUCCAUGGAUGAUGAUUUUCAACUAGGAGUGAUAGACCAUCUUAAUUCACCUGAAGGGAAUGAGCGUGUGGUUGAUGAAAUUGAGGCUGUACCACCUAACAGCUAUCUACCUCUUGUUUUUGCCGAUGACCCGAGGGAGAAGUCUGAGUGUCGUCCCCGCUCCAGCAGUUUUAAUGGUGUUAACGUACACAACCCAGAAAAGGAGGAGAACAGGAACCUUCAUCGUUGGGGAAGUCUGAGUGUCCUUCACCAGACCACUAAAGAACCCCAGGCUGGACAGGAACAUGAUUCCAGCAGCAUCACAGAAGAUGACUCAAUACCCUUUCUAGAAGUCGAAAUUGGUAAAACCUUGCUCAGCAGCGUAAAGCCAGCUAAAAAAGAAAGCUCAUCAGAUGUAGAGAUGGAGGAAGAACCACUUUCUAAUGUGGAAACAUCUCAGAACCUGAAACGUAAACACCAGCCAGAAAAUGAUGAGUUGUUAUUACACUCCAUGAGCCUGGGCCUCUUGCUGAACUCAGACACAGAUGGAGCAGAAACCAACUGUACAAAAAGGGUAAAACGUAUGGAUGGCAACGUGGAGAAGAAGCAACAAAUACUGGCAACAUCUGAGGCACUGUUAAACAAACUGCUGCCAUAUUCAUCUGAAGGCCCUACACUUUCUGCUACUCUCUGCUAUGACUUUGAGGAUGACCCACCGCUGCAAAACAGCCACCACUUUUUACAGGGCGAGGAGCUCCUUACUGUACUCGACCAGGCAACCUGAAGUGCAUCCAUGCUAAUGAGCUGCAUUUGCAAAAAUCAAGUGGAUCAGCAGUUCUGAAAGCAUAAUGUCUUGGCCUCACAGCCUGUAACCCUCUUCAUCAAGUCUAUAUUGAUCCAUACAAGAGUCUUCAUUAUGUUUCACAGCCAAUUCAAUAUGUGUGUACCUCAUUUAACUGGGUUUUGUUGAAUAACCUGCAUUUCUCCUUACAGUGUUUAUGACAUUAAGAAGUCCAGUGCACCAUGAAUGAGCCUUAUACAAAUCACUGACUGAAUUUUGAACUUCAGAAUCCUUUAGAUUCUAGAGAACUGUGAUCUUCCAAGUUAUUACUGCAGCGUGUUUAUUUUUUAUUGCUUUUUUCAUCAUUGUCAUUUUACAAGUAUUGAAUUUCUUGUAGGAAUUUACAAUGUCUUCAUGUGGGCAUAACUCAUUAAUAUUUUGUAAAAGGGAUUUUUUUAAGGUUGUUUUUCAUAUGGGUCUUUUAUGAACUGGCAAAACUGGAGAUUGAACCCUUCAAACAUCAGAUGUAGAGAUGCAACAUCUUGUAUGCUUGUUGAGUCCCGAGUUUCUGAUUACAGGGGUUGCUAAAUCAUUGUGGUUAGCCAGUCCUAAACGCACUAGGGGAUUUUGAAAAUAAAUGUUUUGCUAAUGUUA
This is a messenger RNA of Protopterus annectens (West African lungfish), 3042 nucleotides long. Its product is annotated as hypoxia-inducible factor 3-alpha-like. The coding region runs from base 67 to 2391 and encodes 774 amino acids. Gene Ontology annotation, molecular function: protein dimerization activity; DNA-binding transcription factor activity, RNA polymerase II-specific; RNA polymerase II transcription regulatory region sequence-specific DNA binding. The record is from RefSeq and is a predicted model, not a curated record. The transcript is spliced from 15 exons. Lineage: Eukaryota; Metazoa; Chordata; Ceratodontiformes; Protopteridae. Gene Ontology annotation, biological process: regulation of transcription by RNA polymerase II; cellular response to hypoxia.